Chaetomium fimeti is the source of this 1623-nucleotide messenger RNA. RefSeq names its product major facilitator superfamily domain-containing protein. The record is from RefSeq and is a predicted model, not a curated record. NCBI's taxonomy places the organism in Eukaryota, Fungi, Ascomycota, Sordariomycetes, Sordariales, Chaetomiaceae. Bases 151 to 1467 code for a protein of 438 amino acids. The transcript is spliced from 2 exons. Gene Ontology annotation, molecular function: transmembrane transporter activity. Gene Ontology annotation, biological process: transmembrane transport. Gene Ontology annotation, cellular component: membrane.
GGAGUUUUCCCGGGACUUGAACGCGAGGAGACUCCCGUGCUCAAUGGUCCUUUCGCGGCCUCUCCGGAUAGACAUGAACACCCUUUACGCGCAUGCUGACCCCUUCGCAAAGAUCAAGUGUUGGGAGGAGCCGCCAAAACACAUUUCAACAUGACUGCCGGACCCGACGCCGAGAAAGCGGUUCCCGCGGAGAGAAUGCCCUCACGGCUCGAUGACGUCUCGGUAUCAGGGGGCGAGGAUGCCGUUCCACCAGCCGAAGAAGAGUUCCAGCCUCCUGACGGAGGACUCGUUGCCUGGACCCAAGUCCUGGCGGGUAUUUUUAUUAACAUGAUGGCUUGGGGCUACCCAUCGACGUUUGGCGUUUAUCAACUCUACUACCGAGACACACUCAAGCUCCCCGAGGCACAGAUAUCGUGGAUUGGGUCCCUGCAAGUCUUCCUCGCCUUCGCUAUGUGCACCUUCUCUGGGAGACUAGCAGAUGCUGGAUAUGUAAAGUCAACCAUCAUUGUGGGUUCGUUAAUGGUUGUGUUUGGGACCUUCAUGACGAGUCUUUGCACGGAGUACUGGCAGAUUUUCCUCGCCCAGGGACUGUGUACGGGGCUAGGCUUAGGCAUCAUCUUCAUGCCUCCGCUGUCCGUCAUAAACUCAUAUUUUGUGACAAAACGAUCUUCGGCGCUCGCCAUCUCGGCAACCGGGACCGGUCUGGGAAGUGUCAUCUUUCCUGCGACGAUCCAAUACCUGAUCCCGCAAAUUGGGUUCCCGUGGGCAGUCAGGUGUGCUGCCUUCGUGGCGCUGUUUGUGUCGAUGGUCUCAGUCUUGAUGUUGAGACCGAAGUUGAAGCCAAGACGGUCGGGCCCUAUCAUCGAGUGGGACGCAUUCAAAGAGGGUCCCUACCUGUUAUACAUGCUUGGUGCCUUCCUUUUCUUCUGGGCACUUUAUUUCGGCUUCUUCUACAUCAAUGCCUACGCCCGCAACGCCAUCCACUUCUCGACCACGGACUCGGUGCAGCUCCUCCUCAUCACAAACGGCAUGAGUGUGCCGAGCAGGCCGGUAACGGGCUAUCUCGCUGACCGGUACUUUGGGCCCAUCAAUCUGUAUGCCUUCCAAACGCUAGUUAUGGGGUGCUUGCUCUUUGCGUGGACCGGUGUGACGACACGGACGGGCAUGUACGUGUUCUCGGUCUUCUUUGGCCUCUCAGUUGGCGCCGCUCAGGGGCUAUUUGCCGGGUCGCUGGCUAGCUUGACCAAGGAUCCAAGGAAAAUGGGUACGCGGUUCGGUAUGGUCUGUACCAUCGUGGCAUUUGCUUCGCUUGCGGGGCCGCCGACGGCCGGUGCCAUAAUUGAUAAGUCCGGGGGACGCUAUUUGUGGGCGCAGAUCUGGGCCGGAAUAGUGAUCGUGCUGGCGUCGCUGAUGUUCGUGGCGACGAGGUGCGCCGUGGUAGGCUUUAAGUUGUGGGCGAAGAUCUGAGGUUGGCUUGUGAUGGUUCAUAAUCUGAGACAUGGGGUUGGAAACAUGUCUUACAGAGGAAUGGGUCGAGGUAAGACAACAACAAACCGUUCCCAUUGGGCCGUACCCGAGAUUGACGACGGAUUGGUAUCACGGGAUUAAUUGAUCUUAUCGCCA